AUGGUAUUCGAAAACUAUAAUGUAGAAAAAUACCAUGAUGAUCACGUCCAAUCGAUUGUAUCCACUCUCCGCUUUAUGAAAUAUAAGAAACCCGAGAAAACCGGAACUGGACAGGGUCUACCCGCGCAUACAGACAAGACUUUUACUACCAUACUCCACCAAAAUCAUGUCAAAGGUCUUGAGAUAUUGUUCAUGGCGUGCGAAGGAUUUCAGGUUUGGAGCAACGACAGAAUAUCAUCUUGUAAACAUAGAGUCAAUUUGAACAUAAAUGAGGUAAGAUCCUCGUUUGGACUAUUUUCGUACUUGGAAGGGGUGAUACGCGCACCAGACGAGCUUACCGCCGAGGACCAACCCCUGAAGUACAAGCCAUUGCAUAUGUUGGAUUAUGUUCAAUUUUUUCUGGACAAUCAUCGUAAUGUUGGAGUUGAGUAUUCUGUCAAGGAAUAUUGCGGAAUUUGA
This is a messenger RNA of Malus domestica (apple), 459 nucleotides long. NCBI's taxonomy places the organism in Eukaryota, Viridiplantae, Streptophyta, Magnoliopsida, Rosales, Rosaceae. The record is from RefSeq and is a predicted model, not a curated record.